AGAAUGGAGCGCAAGUUUAACUGGAAGGUAAGAAAUGAAAAGGAAAGAAGUAGAAUGCACUUUCCCUUUCAUUACGUUCAAUCGGCCGAAAAUGGCAGUUGCGUUGUCGCGUAAAGGAGUUAUUCUGUUUAUUUUACACCUCAUCUUCUCAACUGCAAAACAGCGACAAUCAAUUCCAUCCAUCCCCCCAUUCACCAACAAUACCCGCCGCGAUGGCAGUCUUACCUGCUGUUCCGUAUGUCAGAGUGCGUGUUGUGAUCUCUGGUUCAAAAACUGUUGAAUACGAUGAUCCCGAUGAUAUUCAAGAUGGCAUCACAGAAGGUUCUCCAAAAAACAGGACUUCUGUCUACAUUGAAUCUAAGACAAAUCAAAGAUUUGGGUUUGAAUAUUGGGUAAACAGCAAGAAGAGAGACAAGGCAAUUGAUCCAGGUACAUGCUUGGGUUUUUAUGCAACAAUUGACGGACGAGGCUGUUCUUCAGUAGUCAUUUGCAAUGAAGAUGGAUUCAAGGCAGGCCAAUGGGCUCAUCAAUUAAACGGAGACCGGAUCCGGACUAAAAGCAGUUUGAAAUUAAUGCCAUUCAUCUUUGCCGAAGUCAAACCAGGUAUACCACUUGUCUCAUCCAAAACGAAUCAUCCAUGACGCUGAUAACAUGCAGGAGAUGAUUCCACAUACGCACCCCCAAAAGUCGCCUUGCAGCUUGGAGAACUCGUGGUUCAGGUUUGGCGCGUCCGCAAAUGUAAUCCGGUGCCAGCUCCGGUUGAAAAGGCUUCCUCCACUAAGAAAAUAAAUGUCCAUGAGAGUCAGUUAAAGGGCAAAGCAGUAUCCCAUGCUACGCAGUAUGUGGAAACAUAUGAUCUGCGAUGUUCAACCAUCAAGCUGAUUUUUACGACAGAUUCGGAGCACCACAGACUUCAUCGGAUCAGGAGACGUUCUACAAGCUUGAAUACAUUGACCCAGUCAGCACGCCACUAGCCGAAUUCCAUUUUAAAUACAGAUCAAGGGACAUUUUGGAGCAAAUCAUGGUGAGAAUAUUUUUGCUAAAUCUUUCUCGAACAAUCAUUUGCUAUAACCUGGAAUUUUUGGGGCGCUGGCCGGAAGCUGUUGCGGGGAAGUUAGGUUUAUUGUUCCAACACUAGUCUCAUUAUUCCAAGCGGAUUUAUUAUUUCAGAGAAUCUGAACGUCCGAGAUAGCUUGAUUGUUCCAAAUAGCGUCGACAUUCCAGAUGGAUCCAAUGUUCCUUGUAGAAUCAAUGCUGACCAUAACGCUAAGAUUUCUUCUCCAGCACAUCCUCGAGUACUUUCUCAAAAUCUCGAUUUAGCACCUCUUGUGACGAAUUCCUUACCCAGAAUACCGGUACCACGCCCUAUCGAUAAAAGACCAUUUGCCAAAGGAAAGGAUGUUAUCAAAAUCUUCGAAGCAUUGACGGGCCAAAAGAAUAAGUCUCCUGCUGAAAUGGCUACACCCUCAACAGCAAAUACGAACUCGGUUAUCACCGGCAAAAUGUUUAAUCAAGUAGCUGGUGCUUUUUUACCACACGCAUUUGGACAAAUAGCCCCCAAGGUUAUAACGAGCACGGUCACCUCCAUCUCAGAGCCGGUUCCAGCAGUAGCAACCAAUGUCCAAGAAGAAAUCCGAUAUCCAAUAACUCCCGCCUUCGGGUCAAUCUCAUCCUUAGCACCUGGCUUUGUCUCGAAAUCUGCACCUGCAAUGCCGCUAGAAACGCCAGCAAAAGUAAUAUGUAGACCUGAUAUUGAGGUAUCCGCAUCAGACGAAUUAAGAGCAGCUUCAGCGACACCAUUAGCGCCUGCGACACCUGCUACACGUGUAGCACAAACGGCCCUGGAGCCUGCCGUUACGCCAUUUACGCGGGUACUAAUGGAAAUCCAAAAAAACUUAAGCGACUUGAGGGACAUAGCUAAGGGUUUCAACGUUGUUAACGUUGUCGAGGUCUGUAUUGACAUUCAAGUUUCCUAUCUUCCUGCCUUUCGAUGAAAGGCGCCGAUGAGAGUGUCUGACAAGUGCCUGUCAGCAAAGUAUCCGAUAGUCCUGACUGCAGUCCAAAGAUUAGAGGCUUUUGGAUCCUUGAAUCCAAAUUGGAACAUUCAAACCAAUGAAGACAUUGAAUUAUAUUCAAAUAUUGAAAGCUUAUAUCAUCUAUUCUGCUAGUUCAGACUAUUGGAAACUCUGUACAGUCUUUGCACAUGUCUAAUUGCUCGAGUAUGAUAAAUAGGAUUUAGACCCUACACAUAUUGCUGGCUCCACUCUCCGUUGCCUUUUAGCGUGCUUAUUAACUAUUCCAGCCAAAGACGAGCGUCUAGUUGCAAGUGCCAACCAUGGGGUAAAGGAGUAUAGAACAUGCCUUCGGGUAUUGCCAUGACACUAACAAUUUUAUACAGAUUCAGAACGAGAUCUCGCGUUUUGGGAACGAAAUUCGGACAGAGGUCGAAGGACAAGCCAAGCCUGAGCAGGCUAAACCCGAGGAGAAUCUGAAGCGCGAGCUUGCGGUCGAUCAGGAUGAAGAUAUUGAAAUCGUGCUUGAACGUCCCGUUAAGAGACGCCACAUCUUUACUGCGGAAGAUGAAAUCAUUGAUUUAACAGUCUAAUGACAUGACCGUUUAAGAAUGCUUCUGCAGGGUAUGUAAUGGGAAGAAAUUGAUCGAGUAUUGGGCGGCAGGAAUGAAAUUGGCGCUUUUGUGAUUUUGGGUGGUAUAUACAACUUCACGACCACAUUGAUAUUUGGACUGUAUUGAUUUCAUAUGUGGAACAUGCCGCAGUGUUUUUAUUAAAGCCCAUAAAUGGAAGCUGUACUAUACGACGGAAGAGAGGCGCGAAAUUGGCGCAAGAAUAUAACAAUGGAUGUCAGAAAGACAAUAUUCAUCAUCAGGCAAAAAUUCCACUGAACUGUGAGUUCAACUGUCAAGCAAUACUUUACUUGCGACGC
Sclerotinia trifoliorum is the source of this 2943-nucleotide messenger RNA. The record is from the annotation of a GenBank genome assembly. Lineage: Eukaryota; Fungi; Ascomycota; Leotiomycetes; Helotiales; Sclerotiniaceae.